CCACCUCUGAGAAAGGGGAAGUAACUCAAAAGCACCUCCUGGCUGCUUUUCAAGCUAAGGUGAGCUUGAAAUUUAAAAAUUUGAGUGAAAUUUUCCCAGAGAAAGAGAAGGAAUUUUGAGUGAAUUCUUAAGAAAUUAGCAUAGGAUUGACUCCACAAAGUUUGUGUAAUUUAUCAAUGCCUUUUUUUCCAGUGCAUGAUGCCCCGAGACAGCAAAUGUCCAACAGCAGCUCCAUCAGCCACUUCCUCCUGCUGCCAUUGGCAGACACGAGGCAGCUGCAGCUCCUGCACUUCUGCCUCUUCCUGGGCAUCUCCCUGGCUGCCCUCCUGGGCAACGGCCUCAUCAUCAGCGCCGUAGCCUGCGGCCACCACCUGCACACCCCCAUGUUCUUCUUCCUGCUCAACCUGGCCCUCACUGACCUGGGCUGCAUCUGCACCACUGUGCCCAAAGCCAUGCACAAUUCCCUCUGGGACACCAGGAACAUCUCCUACUCAGGAUGUGCUGCACAGGUGUUUUUCUUUAUGUUCUUCAUUUCAUCAGAGUAUUUCCUCCUGACCAUCAUGUGCUACGACCGCUACGUGUCCAUCUGCAAACCCCUGCACUACGAGACCCUCCUGGGCAGCAGAGCUUGUGCCCACAUGGCAGCAGCUGCCUGGGCCAGUGGCUUUCUCAAUGCUCUGUUGCACAUGGCCAAUACAUUUUCCCUGCCCCUGUGUCAUGGCAAUGUCCUGGGCCAGUUCUUUUGUGAAAUCCCUCACUUCCUCAAGCUCUCCUGCUCCAAAUUCUAUCUCAGGGAACUUGGGCUCCUUGCUCUUACUGCCUGUUUAGCACUUGGUUGUUUUGUGUUCAAUGUUUUCUCCUAUGUGCAGAUCUUCAGGGUUGUGCUGAGGAUCCCCUCUGAGCAGGGACGGCACAAAGCCUUUUCCACCUGCCUCCCUCACCUGGCUGUGGUCUCCCUGUUCCUCAGCACUGCAGUGUUUGCCUACCUGAAGCCCCCUUCCAUCUCCUCCCCAUCCCUGGAUCUGUCCCUGUCAGUUCUGUACUCGGUGGUGCCUCCAGCCCUGAAUCCCCUCAUCUACAGCCUGAGGAACCAGGAGCUCAAGGCUUCAAUGAGGACAAUGAUGAUUGUAUGGUUCCAGAAAAAGCAAACUACUUGCCUGAUUCCAAAAAUCAGUUGUAAUAAAAGUCCUAUUUGA
This is a messenger RNA of Oenanthe melanoleuca, 1196 nucleotides long. Its product is annotated as olfactory receptor 14J1-like. Gene Ontology annotation, molecular function: G protein-coupled receptor activity; olfactory receptor activity. Lineage: Eukaryota; Metazoa; Chordata; Aves; Passeriformes; Muscicapidae. Bases 177 to 1196 code for a protein of 339 amino acids. Gene Ontology annotation, cellular component: membrane. The record is from RefSeq and is a predicted model, not a curated record. The transcript has a single exon. Gene Ontology annotation, biological process: G protein-coupled receptor signaling pathway.